AUGGGGCUGUCAGUCCCAAUACUUGGAUGCAGGCAAACACUCCCCAAAAGGGCUCUGUUCCCAAGACCGAAGUUCCCUGUAUGUUUUCUGACAUGCCACCGAGUCUGUUCAGAUGUAGGGGGAAAGGAAGAAGAUCCAUUGCAGAUGGUUUCUAGGAACUGCCCCACAGAGCUUUACAAAAAGGCUCUUAAUGUUAUAAAGCUGAAAGCAUCUCCCAAAGUCACUGGCUGUUUCACCGAAGCACUGAAGAGACAGCUGUCAGAACCUAGACGUGAAGAAAGGAGCUGUUUGCAAGGCCUAAAGCAAGCAUGUUGCCACUACCCGGCCUUCACAUGUCAGCUGGCAUCGCCAUCUCCUCCAGCCAUAGCCUGUCUAAAUAGAUAUCCUUUGCCUGAAAGUCCUGUCUCUUUGGAAUACAAACACUGA
Molecule: messenger RNA, 426 nt
Organism: Rangifer tarandus platyrhynchus (Svalbard reindeer)
Lineage: Eukaryota; Metazoa; Chordata; Mammalia; Artiodactyla; Cervidae
Source: the annotation of a GenBank genome assembly